GUAAUGCCUCUCUAUCCAUUCCAAUACAAUCCAAACCACCAACCCCGUCGCUGCCCUCCUCGUCUUCCCCCUCAUUUCUUCUCCACCCCUUAAACCCCAAGCUAUGCUCCAUCUCUCCUUCCAUCCCAUCUCUUCCCGCUUCUCAUUCCUCCCCUCCAAAUCCCCCCUCACCGCCUCCGCUUCCCCGUUCCCCCUCUUCAAACCCAUCUCCCUUCCCCCUCCCCACCCACUCCUCCUCUGCUCCCCCUGCCGCCGGCGUCUCCCUCCCCUCCCUGCUGCAGACCCCUCUGUCUUGCAAUCCGUCGCCGAAGCCUCCGCUGUCCUCGCCGGCAUCAUAGUGGUCCACGAAUCCGGUCACUUCCUUGCCGCCUCCCUUCUCCGCAUCCGCAUCUCCAAAUUUGCUAUCGGCUUCGGCCCCCCUCUUGCCAGAUUCUCCUCCUCGUCGGGCAUCGAGUUCUCCCUCCGCUCCUUCCCCCUCGGCGGCUACGUCGCCUUUCCCGACGCCGACGACCCCGAGUUCCCCGACUCUGGCAUCGCCCCCGACGAUCCCGACCUCCUCCGCAACCGCCCUCUUCCGCAUCGAUUCCUCGUCGUCUCUGCCGGUGUGGUAGCUAAUCUUUUGUUUGCCUACCUCGUCCUCUUUUCCCAAUGCAUAUCCUUCGGCGCCGCCGCGCGGCAACCCCUUCCUGGUGUCCUCAUCCCCGAUGUCCGCCCCCUAUCCGCCGCCUCCGCCGCCGGAAUUCUCCCCGGCGACGUCAUCCUCGACGCGCCUUCCGUCUACGGUCUCGUCGAUCUGAUCAAGUCCAGCCCCGGCAAGAGCAUCCCACUCCAAAUCAGCCGCAAAACCCUACCGAACCCUUUCAUCGUUAAUGUUGUACCUGAUACGGAUUCUGACGGAACGGGCAGGAUCGGCGUGCAACUCUCCCCUAACUUCAGGGUUACUAGAGUCCGACCCGCGAAUAUCUUUGAAGCCAUUCGAUUCUCCGGAGUGGAAUUUGUUGCGCUGUCGGCCACAAUUUUGGAAGGGUUGAAGGAGACGUUUCUGAAUUUUUCGCAGACUGCUGGAAAGGUUGCAGGGCCGGUGGCAAUUAUUGCUACUGGGGCAGAGGUGGCAAGGUCGAGUUCAGAUGGGUUGUUUCAGUUUGCUGCUGUGAUUAAUUUGAAUUUAGCCGUGAUCAAUCUGCUACCACUGCCUGCGCUGGAUGGUGGAACUCUGGCUUUGCUGCUGGUGGAAGCGGCACGGGGUGGCCAAAAACUGCCACGGGAGUUGGAGCAGAGGAUCAUGUCUUCCGGGGUUUUGGUUGUUUUGAUGCUUGGUUUGAUACUCAUUGUGAGGGACACGCUUAAUCUUGAUUUCGUAAAGGAGAUGUUGUGAUGAGAAGAUGGGAAUCUGAAUCUGGAUUGGUUUUGGAGCUAAUUAUGCAAGAGGGAGCUCAUUGUGGCUGGGAUUGAUUGGGAUGGAGGCAGAGUUAUAUCGGUGGGUAAAGCACUAAAACUCUCUCUUUUUUUUUUCUUGAUCUUAUUUUUCUUCUGGUUUACAAUUCUAAGCAUGGAUGCAAAUAUGUUGUAAAGUGGGAGAACUGUUGAUGAGGAGUAUUUCAAUUGGUAACAUGUUAAUUGAUAACCGAGAAUAGUCAAUUAUGUGUACUUGCUCGAGCCAAAGUUUUAAUUGAUUGAAUAGUUCUAUACACUUUUUUCAGGUUA
This is a messenger RNA of Dendrobium catenatum, 1704 nucleotides long. RefSeq names its product probable membrane metalloprotease ARASP2, chloroplastic. Bases 104 to 1375 code for a protein of 423 amino acids. Gene Ontology annotation, cellular component: membrane. Gene Ontology annotation, biological process: proteolysis. Gene Ontology annotation, molecular function: protein binding; metalloendopeptidase activity. Lineage: Eukaryota; Viridiplantae; Streptophyta; Magnoliopsida; Asparagales; Orchidaceae. The transcript has a single exon. The record is from RefSeq and is a predicted model, not a curated record.